GUACGUGUGUCUACUAACUGUCUAUAUAGAAGUGAUUAGUCUUUAGUGUUUACAAUUACAACAAUAAAAUUGAACAAUUUAUUGUCUAAUAAUAAUGUUUUAUAAAUAACAAACCCAAACCAAAGUAUUUGAAAGUUCUAAAUGUUCUAAUCAUAAUUCAUAUUUCAUAUUUAGUAGUUCGUGUAUAAAACUUGUAAUAAAAUAUGUAACAGCGUUAAAUAACACUUGUGUUGUUUCAUCGUUAUUUAACUGUACAUUGGCGAAAUGGAAGGAAAGAAACAAAUUGAUUUAAAAAAAGAAUUUGGUCAUUAUGCUACCAAGUAUAAAAGUUUAAACCCUUUCAAUGAAAUAGACUCAAAAAAACUUCUCAAAGAAAGAUACAAACAAAAUUUAGACGAUUCCAAACCGUUGGAAGAUGAAGAACCGACUAAAACUGUCACCGUGGAAUUAUUCAAACAAAUCCCAUUGYUAGAGGAUAUAAAUUUGACUAAAUCAGAUCCUUUGUGCAAUAUGCCAAAACUUUCUGAGAAAGAAGCUGUACGUAGAGUGAGGAACAAAUUUAUACGACUUCAAUUGUUAUACGCACAAGAAUACAGAUAUUUAUUAUAUAAGUAUCGAGUAAAACGUCGUGAAUACUUAAUAAAUAAAAAAUGUGAUUCUGAGUCAUAUGGACAAUUAAAUAAAUCAACAAAAUGGACCAAUGAUGAAGAAUAUGCAAAAUUCCGUAAGCUAAAACUUUUGCAACACUAUCAAAAAAUGACAAUAGGGCAAGAGGCAGUAGUAUUUAAAACAGCAAUGGAUAGAAAAAUAAGAGCAACUUCAUUACUAAACAAUAAGGGAAAGUCACAUCUUCCACAUUGUACAUAUGUAGAAAUGGGUAUAAAAUGCACAGGAAAAAUGAUACCAAAAAGUAAGUAUUGCAAGAAACAUAUCCUCAAAGAUCCAAAGCAAAUUUUAUUCAGAGCUUGCAAUGUUCUUCAAAGUGAUAACCAGUGCCAAGAGCCAAUUGUCAAUUUUGAUACCAAAUCUACAUGCGUUUUACAUGAAAUAUUGCCAAUGCUUCGAGAUUAAAUAUUUAUCUAUAGAUAUACUGAGUAUAUUUUAUGUACUUCAAUUUAAGACCCCUACUG
Molecule: messenger RNA, 1130 nt
Organism: Diuraphis noxia (Russian wheat aphid)
Lineage: Eukaryota; Metazoa; Arthropoda; Insecta; Hemiptera; Aphididae
Gene: dgt1
Product: KAT8 regulatory NSL complex subunit dim gamma-tubulin 1
Cellular component (GO): NSL complex
Source: RefSeq, a predicted model, not a curated record